Messenger RNA from Anopheles nili, 3666 nucleotides. RefSeq lists its product as uncharacterized. Gene Ontology annotation, cellular component: membrane. Gene Ontology annotation, biological process: adenylate cyclase-activating adrenergic receptor signaling pathway. Bases 1 to 3666 code for a protein of 1221 amino acids. Gene Ontology annotation, molecular function: octopamine receptor activity. NCBI's taxonomy places the organism in Eukaryota, Metazoa, Arthropoda, Insecta, Diptera, Culicidae. The transcript has 9 exons. The record is from RefSeq and is a predicted model, not a curated record.
AUGUUCACCAGCCACAGUGCCACAGUGACAGCGCAACCGGAAGUGAACCCCAUCGGAGCCGCGCUGCUGCUAGCUGCUGCUGGUCCAACCCAACCAAAGCUGAACGGAACGCUUGCGACGGUGGCAUCGGCGUUGUCGUCUGCCAGCUCGACGACGCUAGCCUCACUCACGAUGGCCCCCAGCUCGGGAGGAACCGGCGUUGAAAGUGUCGCCAUCUGGAACGGAACCAUCACCGAGCCGGACGGCACGGCCAUCGCGGUCAACGGAACCGAACCCACCGCGUCAACAAUCGUAGAACCAGCCGAUCGGCUUGUCGAGCUGACGGUGUUGUGCUUGAAGAGUCUCAUCUUCGGAUCGAUCAUCAUCGGGGCUGUGCUAGGCAAUGCACUCGUUAUUAUUUCGGUGCACAAAAAUAGAAAAUUAAGAGUAAUAACCAACUACUUUGUUGUAUCGUUAGCAAUGGCCGAUAUGCUGGUAGCACUCUGUGCGAUGACGUUCAACGCGUCGGUGGAGCUAUCAGGAAGGUGGCUCUUCGGCUCGUUCAUGUGCAACGUAUGGAACAGCCUGGAUGUCUACUUCUCGACAGCGAGCAUACUUCACCUUUGCUGCAUUUCGGUCGACCGUUAUUUUGCCAUCGUGCGCCCACUGGAAUAUCCACUGUACAUGACGCAACGGACAGUGUUCUUCAUGCUGGCCAACGUUUGGGUGCUGCCAGCGCUGAUAUCCUUCACGCCUAUCUUUCUUGGCUGGUACACGACCGACGAGCAUCUGAAGGAGCUGAAACAAAAGCCGGAUCUGUGUAUAUUCGUUGUAAAUAAAUUGUACGCAAUCAUUUCUAGCUCGAUCAGCUUCUGGAUACCAGGCAUCGUGAUGGUGACGAUGUACUACCGCAUCUACAAAGAAGCGGUUCGUCAACGGAAGGCAUUGAGCCGUACGAGUUCCAACAUUCUGCUGAACAGCGUGCAGAUCAACAACGCAUCCAAUACGCUGCACGCCAACCAUCAUCACAACCACCAUCAGCACCUGCAUCAUCGGCACCAUCAUCUACGGGCCAGCGACUGCGAUCUUGGCAUCGACAUCAAAGACAUCCAGCAUGACACACACAGCGAGCUGAGCGAUCUGGACUUACAGGUGCCAAUAGUGCCAACGGUCGUCACCAACACCGACGACGACUUUCUCGUUCCGUCCUCGCCACCGCGCCGUCUCAGCCGCAGCAGCAUCGACCUUCGUGAUUUGGAGUACAAAAACGAGGGCAAAAUCAAGGGCUCUGACAGUGUUUCGUCCAUCUUUCCACUGCACUACGACAACAACCUACGCUACUCGGGCUCGGAACCGAUCCACAUAAAGGAAGCCCAACAGCAACAACAGCAGCAGCAUCAGGGCGAUCACCAGCAGCAGCGUCGUGCAUCCCGCAAGGACAGCUUCCGGCAGAUCAACUUUUUCCAGCCGUUCUUCUCGCGCAAUAGCCUGCUAAAGACGUACAUCAAGGGCGCGGCAGCCGGAGCUGGUCCGACGAGUGCCUCCACGGGAACAGGCAGCAACCUGAACAACAGCAACCUGGUCCGAUCAACGGAGCGGAACAACAAGAACGAUGACAAUCGCUCGAACAACAACAUCCUCGAUCUGAUCAACGUGGCAUCGUCACUGAACAAAGACUCCGGAAAGGAGGUGAACACGCACAAACGCCAUCAAAUCGCAGCGAGCGAGUCCGACUUCCUCACCAUGAUCGAAAAGCAGCGGCAGAAGCUGGGCAAGAACACGAACAGCCUGAAGAACUGCAACAAGGACGAGAAGGAGUUGAUAUACGCGUUGAGUGACUCGGACUUUAGCUCUGCGUUUCCUAAGCAAGACGACGGUGUUGCUCGCCGGUGUUUCAAGAAUCUGGUUGUUGAGAGUGAGGUCAAUCGCGAAGGUAUCUUCAAGAUCAUGCUCAACAGUGAUGGAAGCGGUGCAGGAGAAGGAACCGUUCCUGGUGGUCAGACACCUGUGGUAGGUGGUAUCGCAACGGAUGCCGUAGAUGGUGCAGCUCCCAGCUCCGCCACCAUGGGUACUCCAGACAUCCUGAUCGGGUGUUUCGAUCAUGGCUUCAACGGAUCACGUCCUACACUCGAUAGUCCAACGGUGAAGGAUCUCGUUGCGGACGAUAGCGCCCCCAUCAAAACCGGAAGUCUAAAGGCGGUUGUUCCAGUGGCAGUUUGUUGCCCCGUAGAUCCAUCAGAAAGUACCAAAGUCAUCGAUCUGAUAUCAACGAUUAACGGCGCUGCGGGAAGUGAGCUGCAGUCACCCCAGGCGGCAAUGUCAAGCCACCAACUAACGACCGACAAUCAACUCUCGAAGGCACUGAACGUGUCAUUGAAUGCACGUUGCAGCCCUGUCAACAUCCAGCUAAGCGAGGCGUCCACCAUUUCGCUCGAUCUGGUCGCAACGAGCCCGAAAGAAAAGCUUCCGAAAGUACCAGCAUCAGCACCGGCCACCGUCACCACGAUCGACAUCGCAGCAGAGAUGAUGAUGCUAGCAACCGACAACCCGGACAUCGUCAUCGACAACAGCCACACCGGAGCGACGGUUUCACCAACUUCACGCACUGUUACGCCAUCGCGGGCUCCUUCGAUCAUGACGCCAUCGCCCCAACAUGCUCGCCUCGGUCGAAAACGGCAGUCUUCUACCGUGACGUACAACAUCAACGUGAUCAACUUCCAGGCGGGUGAAAAUCCUGAAGAUGACUCCAGCUUCCAGCUAAACAAUCGCAGCAAUGGAGGCGGCGCAUCAACCACGGCUGGAGGACGCUCGAACAGCUCCACGAACUCCAGCCAGAAGCACCAACGACGGGGCGCCAUCUGCAUUGUGAUCAACAACGACAAUGUAGUGCACGCCAACGACACCGACACGGACCAGGAAGAUGAGUGUGCCGGCGGUAUAUGCGGCCCCGGUUGCGAUGGCACCGGAAGUCGCCGGCAACAGCACCACCACCAGCAGCAGCAGCAGCAUCCCCAACAUCACCAUCAUCACCAGCAUCACCACCACAACCAGCAGCAGCGGUACGCCAACCAGCCCAACUGCUGCUACCCAGUUGGCCACUCGGACGACGGUUCCGGUGCGGCGUCCUGCCGGCACCACAAGUUCCGCAAGAUCAAAUGCCUCUGGAACCAUCUGAAGCGGUAUGGGUUGCGCCGUGCCACCCCCGCUCACGCAGGGUGCAGUGGAGGGUGCGAGUUUGGUCCACCCUCGCCAACCGUCUCGACGGGGGUUGGCAUGGGAAAUCGGCUGACAGUGCCCAGCCCGGUCCCGCCCGGUUGCCGGCAGUCGCGUUGCUCCAGCGUCGGAUGUGGAGAAGGCGGAACCUCGACGAGACCCGCGAAGGGCUGGAGAGCGGAACACAAGGCAGCUCGGACGCUUGGCAUCAUCAUGGGAGUGUUUCUGCUCUGCUGGCUUCCGUUCUUUCUGUGGUACGUCAUCACGUCACUAUGCGGAGACGAAGCGUGCCCAUGUCCGGACGUCGUCAUCACGGUGCUGUUCUGGAUCGGCUACUUCAACUCAACGCUCAACCCGCUCAUCUACGCCUACUUCAAUCGGGACUUCCGGGAAGCGUUCCGGAACACGCUUCAAUCGCUACUGCCCUGCUUCGUUCGACGCAGCCCGUACGGUCACAGCGUCUACUACGUGUAG